This is a messenger RNA of Penicillium digitatum Pd1, 3342 nucleotides long. The record is from RefSeq and is a predicted model, not a curated record. Lineage: Eukaryota; Fungi; Ascomycota; Eurotiomycetes; Eurotiales; Aspergillaceae.
AUGACCGCAGCCUCGGGUGUCACGGUAAACACCUCCGAUUUCCAUAUACCUUUUCCGCCGAACGCCGCCAAUUCGUCCCAGCACGAACCACAAUCGACGAAGGGCGAUCCCCCCACAAAUCAGAAUGAAAAGGAGACAGAGGGCUCAGCGCCCCAACAAGUCGCAUCUGAACCUGCUGCGGGGUCUGCAAAACAGGAUCACACUGCAUCGGAUGAAGUAGAUGAAUUUGGCCUUCCCAUUCGAGUACGCCGACCCGACCCCAUAUUCAAUGAGUUGCCCGAAGGAGAGAAUGCCAGCCAAAACAUACAGAAUGCGGCGGUGGGCUCGACGGGAUAUAGUGACGCUGUGAAAAUGGAGAAGGAGCCAGAGCUGUCACAGGGCAAGCUGGACUCUGGAGCCCAUGGGCCAACCAAUCCGAAUAAUACAGAAGAGCGAGGCAAGGGCGCAGGGGCUCAGGACACGUCUGCAACCCCGGAGUAUUCACAGGCCUCUUAUGCUAUUGCUCCACCUCGGAACUCAACAUCGAAGCAAAAAAAAGCCCAAGUAUCGGAAUGGUCGCACCAGCGCAUCGCCCAGCCUGAUGCACAUCACUCGGAGAGUGAAGAGUCCGAGGCAGAGCCGGAUGAGUGGCAGGUGAUGCCUGCACUUGGUGAAUUUGACUACUAUGACGACUAUGGGAGACUUAUUGCUCGUGGCGCCAAAGAAGAAGGCGACGAGGCUGUAUACCAAGGAUUAGGAGGAGCAGGGAGGGGUUAUACUCGGGUGCAGCUCGACGAAGAUGUUCAGUCUGCCACCAGUCUAGAUGAUGAUACAAACUACCUGUUCCGGGAGGCAGGCGACAAUUCUGCUGGUCUGGUUGGUGAGGAACUGCGAGACUCCACCAGUCAGCUCCAGGCCACCAAAGACCUUCUCAACGAGACUCAAAGGAUUGCGUAUGUGGGGGUUGUCAGGUUGGUAAUCCAUAAUAUGAAUCAUGAUCUAGCGUCGAUUGCCACAACCAAACUCACGCGCAGAACCGUGCAAAAAGCCUCGGAUGCCAUGCGACAAUGGGGCCAGUCGAUCAUGGGGCGAGUCUAUGCUCAUAUGGAUAUCAAUUCUGCCGAGCAGAUCAUGAUUGAGCAGCUCGCGGAGCAUGGCGUGCAACCAAAAGAUCUGGUGCCUCCACUUAUGCAGAAUGCGCGAGUAAAAAACCCUAUGGCACAGAGUGAACCGAACACCUCUGUAUCAUGUUGGAAACUCGACUCUCCAUCUAGAGUCUCCGCUGAGACGGAUUCUUUUGAACUAGAUCCCCCUCCGCCAUACGAGGCUCACGAGACUGAGGAGCCCCCGGUGGUCAAGAUGCCCUCUGAAAUGCCAAUCUCUGAUCGCAUAGACAUCGAUCUCCGCUGGACUGUCCUCUGUGACCUGUUCCUUGUGCUCAUCGCCAAUUCGGCAUACGACGCUCGGUCGCGAACUCUUCUGGAAAGGGUCGGUGCAGCUUUGGAUGUGACAUGGCUACAGAUUUCACGGUUCGAAAAGCGAGUCACAGACUCCCUCGAAAUGCAGGAACAAGCAGAGAAAGAGAAUUGGGACGAGUCAGAUCACAUGGAAAUGCGCCGCAAGAUGGCGUUGAAGCGGAAAUAUAUGAUUAUGGGCUUAGCGACAGUCGGCGGCGGACUGGUCAUCGGCCUUUCCGCUGGAUUGCUGGCACCCGUCAUUGGAGCUGGUCUUGCGGCUGGUUUUACUACAGUGGGUAUUUCUGGAACCAGUGCAUUCCUGGGAGGAGCUGGCGGCACAGCUUUGAUCGCUUCUGGCGCUACUCUAGGUGGAAGUACUAUUGGCAUGAGAGCUUCACAGCGACGCAUGGGUGCAGUUCAAACGUUCGAAUAUCGACCUCUUCAUAAUAACAAGAAGGUCAACUUGAUUGUAACAGUUUCUGGCUGGAUGACUGGCAAGGUUGAUGAUGUCCGUCUACCUUUCAGUACUGUCGAUCCGAUUAUGGGCGAUAUCUAUUCGGUGCUAUGGGAGCCUGAGAUGCUUCGAAGCAUGGGUGACACCAUCAAUAUUCUGGCAACGGAGGCACUAACACAAGGUCUGCAACAAGUAUUAGGUAGCACCGUCCUGAUGGCGCUGAUGGCAUCCUUGCAACUACCACUUGUCCUCACUAAACUCGCAUAUUUGAUCGAUAAUCCGUGGAUCGUUUCGUUGGCACGCGCCAAUUCAGCCGGCCUUGUUAUGGCCGAUUCCUUGCGAGAGCGGAAUCUUGGCAACCGGCCUAUCACAUUGCUUGGUUUCUCCCUUGGCGCGCGUGUGAUCUUCUCCUGUUUGAAGGAGCUGGCCGAAAAGGGCGCCCACGGUCUGAUUCAGAAUGUAUAUUUAUUUGGCUCACCCAUUGUGGCGGACAAAGACGAAUACCUCAAGGCUCGUAGUGUGGUAUCUGGACGAUUUGUGAACGGUUACGCCACGAAUGAUUGGAUCCUGGGCUAUCUCUUCCGCGCAACAAGUGGUGGCAUCAUGAAGGUCGCCGGCCUCGCAGCUGUCGAAGGCAUACCGGGCAUUGAGAAUUUCGAUAUUACCCAGCUUGUGAAUGGCCACAUGGACUACCGUAGGGCUAUGCCUCGAAUUCUUCGGGAAGUCGGUUGGGAGGUUCUUGAGGUUGAGUUUGCAGAAAUUGAAGAUCCAGACCCAGAUAAUCACGCUGAACGACAGCGUGAGUUGAUCCGCGAGAUAGAUGAAGCUCGCCGAGAAGCAGAGGCGAAGCCAGAGAAGAAGCGCUUCAGUCUGUUCAAACGAGGCAAGAUAGCCGAAAAGAAGAGAUGGGAAACAUAUGAUGUUGAUAAAAACACUGCCCCUCGCGAUUCAAACGAGCCCGAAAGCACCACUAGCUCUAUUCUCUUCGACAUCGAGGCCAUUCGAGCCGAGUUGCACUCCGAGGCUAUCGAAGUCAAAGAAUUGGAGUCGACUAUGCCUUUGAUGAAGCUAGAGCUCAACGCUCCGUCAGAGCCACCGCCCACCCAGCCCUCUCCCCUUAUUGCCAAGAGGCCCGAGACACCCGAAUUUCCAGCUGCUUCUCGGACUAUUUCGAAACCCUCACAAGCAUCGGGGCAGUAUUCUCCUCACGGACCCAACGAAUUCUCUCCCGUGCCGCAGCAUGAAUAUAUGGAAUUGACGUUUGACACAUCUUUCCAUGAUUCCCCACGAUCCAGAAACGAAGACCUUUACUCUCGUCCGGAGUUGAGAUCUGCCUCUACAAUGCCGACGGUUGGGUUCAGCGCCCUUGGAGCCAUGGCCAUGGAGCCCAAUGCCUGGGCGGACUAUGAUCUGGGACAUCAGGAUGGUGAGAUAUCAAUGACGUUCGAAUAG